Messenger RNA from Ectocarpus sp. CCAP 1310/34, 2450 nucleotides. Lineage: Eukaryota; Phaeophyceae; Ectocarpales; Ectocarpaceae. The record is from the annotation of a GenBank genome assembly.
AUGUGGAAGUGGCUGCCAUCGCUGGCACUCCUCCCUGGCGGCGGGAGUGCCACUCGCCUGACUCCACCCUACAUCAGCAGCCUGGGCUCUCUUCCGAUGGCCGAAACCGGUGUGGGUGAUGCCCUGCUACCAGCAACCGCUCUUGCUGUGGCCUUGGUCGCCCUUGAUGAGGUCCAACGCAACGACUUGUCGCAAGAAGAGAAGGAGGAUCGUGCGUCCGACCUUCCCCGCCCUAAACUCUCAAGAGGACAGCGAAAGAGGAAAAACGUGGAGAAAUGCGCUUGGGCACAGAUGUUGGAGGAUAAGGACCUCGAGGACAGCAACAGCAUAACCUCCAAGCAGUUUCGCCUUGACUUCCGCGUCCCCUACAGCUUCUUUCUGCGACUCGUGGCGUUGGUGAAGAGCUAGGACUGGUUCACCACUUCUGGCUGCGAUGCAGCAGGUCGUCAAAGCCACCCGCGGAGCACAAGGUACUGGCCUGGCUGACCAUACUCGGCAGGGGCAACUGCUUUGCAAGCAUCCACCACAUGUCGUGGAUGAGCGCGAAGACCGUGCAGACGAUGCUGGUCACACACACGCACGGCGAAACAACCGGCAUAAGAGGGUCGGGGGAACAGGGUGCAACAACGUCGUUACUAAUAACGUAGGGAAGGGGGGGGGGGCAUGACAAGCAUUACUGCCGCAGCCCACACGCAAAAAAAAUCACAACCGUUUACAAGAAAAAAAAACAAACAAAGAGAAGGUAUGUCGGACGGUGCAAACAACGUCUUUACAAAAAACUUGGGCACAAGGGGACAGAGGGGGAGAGGGGAGGGUAUGACAAGCAUGGCUGCCAUAGCCCGUACACCAAAAGAAAUAAUUCGCCACAAGACAAAUGAAAAUACCCAAAGGGAAGACAUGUCGAACGGUGCAACGACGUCUUUACAAAAAACGUGGGAACAAAGCGGAGGGGGGGGGCAUGACAAGCGUUACUGCCGUAGCCCGUACGCCAUAAAAACACACAACCGCUACAAGAAAAAAAAAUAACCAAAGAGAAGGCAUGUCGGACGGUGCAAACAACGUCUUUACCAAAAAACUUGGACACAAGGGGACAGUGGGGGAGAGGGCAUGACAAGCAUGGCUGCCAUAGCCCGUACACAAAACACACACACACACACUCUCUCUAAAUUCUCACGUGUUCAGCCGCGCUAGCAACGGGACAUGCCGCUCUCGCACCAACACCACCCCUCUUCCGCGCCCCGGUGAAUCCCGGGAGGGCGGACCGUGUUGCAGACCGUGUUGCGCCCAAGACGACGGGGGCAACUACCGCAGCAGAGGAAGUAGGCGUUGCCGUAGCGGGUGAUGACGACACGGGCGUAGGGCUGGAAGCUUUCCCCGCCGCGGACACGGGUGUAGCCGCCGCGGGCUAGGACGACAUGGGGGCUGGGCUGCCUCCUACCCCGGCCGUAGAUGCGAGUGUUGCCGCAGCAGGCGGAGUAGAAACGGACGUACGGAGUGCAGCUCCUGCGCCGGGUGGUGUCGCCGCGGAGAUGGGUUUGGCCAAGAAGUAGCUGUCGGGCUGCUCGUAAGCGGCCAUCAUUUCGGCUCGCAGUUCCAUCUUUUUUUUUUUCGGAUGGUUCAUACUCCAACAUCCCCUUGAGGUCUGCAAUUUUCGCCUUUUUGGCCUCUCGAGCGUCCGCCAAGCGAGCCCUGCCUGCGGCCUCUUCAUCCAAAGACUGCCUCGACACAACAGCCGCCGACAGAGCUUCCACGGCCGUCACCAGCUUGCCUGUGUUGGUCUCCUGGACGCGGCGGGCCUGCAGUUGCGCGUUGGCGGCCGCUACCGCAGCAGUCUCCUUCUUCACCUGUGCUCGGCUUUGAAUUUCGCCGGCCCCUGUGAACAUCCGGAUCGCGUUGGACGACAGAUCAACCUCGGUGUACGCACCGCUCGCCUCCGACCCGCUUUCGUCGCUGGUGCCGGGUGACCCUUUCUUCGCCUUCUGCUUCCCGCCGCGACCCUUGGCCCCGGACGCGCCGCGACCCUUGUUUUGCGUACGGUUUGGAGGUCAGGGUCCUCGCUGCUGCAUGGCCUUCCGAUCAAACAGAAGGUCAGGAGAUACUGGUGGUGUCUUUCUUGCGCUUGUACCCGAUAACUCGAAGGAGCAGUCGGUGGUGUAUCGACCGCAGCGUCUGAUAGUGGCCGCUGAGUGGUGACCAUGUCAUGCCGCCGUAUAGCAGUGCCUCCAUCGCCUCCGCCUGGAGCAGGCGGAUCUUGAGUCGGAUGGCGCUUGCGGUCUGUCGAUUAGCUCCCGGCCAUAUCGCCUGAGGCACGCCCACGCUCCUCUGCUCCUGUAGUUGAUCUCCCGGGUGAGGUCGCCAUGUUCGUUGACGAGGCCACCGAGGUACCGGAACUCGGUCGUCUGGGCGUAUUUCUGUCCCGCGGCUUCGAUGGUCAGUGGUGGAGGCGGGGC